Molecule: messenger RNA, 3064 nt
Organism: Lemur catta (Ring-tailed lemur)
Lineage: Eukaryota; Metazoa; Chordata; Mammalia; Primates; Lemuridae
Gene: CDC6
Product: cell division cycle 6
Exons: 12
Coding region: 849-2516 (555 amino acids)
Biological process (GO): cell division; mitotic DNA replication checkpoint signaling; DNA replication initiation
Cellular component (GO): nucleus
Molecular function (GO): ATP hydrolysis activity; DNA replication origin binding
Source: RefSeq, a predicted model, not a curated record
UUGAACAACAUAAAAGCAAAGGGUUUAGUCCUAUUUCUCACCUUUGAAGCACAAAUUAAGAGAUACAGUGUAGUUUGUUUUCUUUACAUAGGUGUAUAGAACUUUACCAAAAAAAAACCCAAAAACACUGGUUCAAGUGUCAGGAGACCUGGGUCCUAGGCUCUUCACAAAGAUGCUGUGACCUUUAACUCUGUGCACAUAUUUGCUUUGUGCCUGGGAGGGUUAAGCAUUAGAGAAGUAAGUAAAGAGCAUAACAUCAUACCUGGCGCACAGAAGCGCCCCCCAAACGGCAGGCAUUAUGUAGUAACUCUCUGAAAAUCUGGCCCAUCAGGAUAACGAAAAUGGUACGUUUGGCAGCGAGAAGGGGCAACCACAUCAUGAGACACCGCCCGUCGAAAGAAGAGCGCGGAACUAGAGUCGCGUGGGGUAAAAACUACACCUCCCGCCGGGCUUUGCGGCGGCGUCGGCCCGCCUUACCCAGAGUCGCCCUGUCUAAAUCGCGCGUGUCUUUCCGCAGAGGCCCCGGAUGUAGACGCCCUCCCAGCUCAAUGGGUGUGACUUCACGUAGGCUCUGAGACCUGGGGCGCUCUCAUUGGCUGUGGGUCUUCCAGCAGGAUUGGACGCGAAAGAAGGGGCGGUGUCCAAGACGCACGGCGCUGUGGCAACAGCCAGUCAGAAGCGAGGCCGGGCUUUGGCGGGAGGUGGGAACGCAGUAGCUGAGCAGAUUUGGCGCGAGCGCGGCUGGGCUUUGCUGCGGCUGGUGUGUAGUUUGCUCAGGAUCUUGUGGAGAGUCCCUGAGGCCGUGUGUGAGACGUGAGAAGGAGCCUGCACCGAGCUGUGUUGCCAUCAUGCCUCAAACCCGAUCCCAGGCACAGGCUACAAUCAAUUUUCCAAAAAAGAAAUUGCCUGGGACCUUGGACACCAGACUAGGACCGAUAAAUGUCCAGGCUAUCCCCUGUUCUCCUUGUGUAAAAAUUCUGCCUCUCAGCCCCAGAAAACGUCUGGGUGAUGACAACCUAUGCAACACUCCUCAUUUACCUCCCUGUUCUCCACCAAAGCAAGGCAAGAAAGAGAAUGGUCCCCCUCGCUCACACACACCUAAGGGAAAGGGACGCAGAUUGGUAUUUGACAAUCAGCUGACAGUUAAAUCUCCUAGCAAAAGAGAACAAGCCAAAGUUCACCAAAACAAAAUACUUUCCUCAGUUCAAAACAGUCAAGAGAGCACAACAAAUCCUAAGCAGAGAUGUCCGUUGGAGAAAGAAUCUGCAUGUAUGAGACUGUUCAAGCAAGAAGGUACUUACUACCAGCAAGCAAAGCUGGUCCUGAAUACAGCUGUCCCAGAUCGGCUGCCUGCCAGGGAAAAGGAGAUGGAUGUCAUCAGGAAUUUCCUGAGGGAACACAUCUGUGGGAAAAAAGCUGGAAGUCUUUACCUUUCUGGUGCUCCUGGAACUGGAAAAACUGCCUGCUUAAGCCGAAUUCUGCAAGACCUCAAGAAGGAACUGAAAGGCUUUAAAACUAUCAUGCUGAAUUGCAUGUCCUUGAGGAGUGCCCAGGCUGUAUUCCCAGCUAUUGCUCAGGAGAUUUGUCAGGAAGAAGCAUCCAGGCCAGCUGGGAAGGACAUGAUGAGAAAAUUGGAAAAACAUAUGACUGCAGAAAAGGGCCCCAUGAUUGUGUUGGUGUUGGAUGAGAUGGAUCAACUGGACAGCAAAGGGCAGGAUGUAUUGUACACACUGUUUGAAUGGCCAUGGCUAAGCAACUCCCGAUUGGUGCUGAUUGGUAUUGCUAAUACCCUGGAUCUCACAGACAGAAUUCUGCCUAGGCUUCAAGCUAGAGGAAAAUGUAAACCACAGCUACUGAACUUUCCACCUUAUACCAGAGUUCAGAUAGCUACUAUCUUACAAGACCGACUUAAUCAGGUGUCUAGAGAUCAGGUUCUGGAUAAUGCUGCAAUUCAGUUCUGUGCCCGCAAAGUCUCUGCUGUUUCAGGAGAUGUUCGCAAAGCACUAGAUGUUUGCAGGAGAGCUAUUGAAAUUGUAGAGUCGGAUGUCAAAAGCCAGACUAUCCUCAAACCACUGUCUGAAUGUAAAUCACCCUCUGAGUCUCUGAUUCCCAAGCGGGUUGGUCUUAUUCACAUAUCCCAAGUCAUUUCAGAAGUUGAUAGUAACAGGAUGACCUUGAGCCAAGAAGGAGCACAAGAUUCCUUCCCUCUUCAGCAGAAGAUCUUGGUCUGUUCUUUGCUGCUCUUGACCAGGCAGUUAAAAAUCAAAGAGGUCACUCUGGGGAAGUUAUACGAAGCUUAUAGUAAAGUCUGUCACAAACAGCAGGUGGCAGCUGUGGACCAGUCAGAGUGUUUGUCACUUUCCGGCCUCUUGGAGGCCAGGGGCAUUUUAGGAUUAAAGAAAAACAAGGAAACCCGCUUAACAAAGGUAUCUUUGAAGAUUGAAGAGAAGGAAAUAGAGCAUGCUCUGAAAGACAAAGCUUUAAUUGGAAAUAUCUUAGCUACUGGAUUGCCUUAAAUGCUUCUCUUAUACCCUACCUGAAAGUAUUCAGCUGGCAUUUAGAGAGCUACAGAGUCUUCAUUUUAGUACUUUAUAUAUUCAGGUCUGAAAACAAAUAUGGCCUUUUUUACUUGAAACCAAUGAAUUUUAAUCUAUAGAUUCAUUAAUAUCUUUGGGUCUUAUUUGUACCCAUAAAAGUGAACAAGUAGACCCUUUUUAAUUGCAUUCAGUACUUCUACCACUUGUGUGUCUCUAACUGGUGUGCUUGCAAGUAUACAGAUUUGUGUUGUGGGAUGUGUAUAUAUUUACCUCUUAGUAAGAAUUUUUAGGUUAAGGUAAGAAAAAUGAAAAUGAUCCAGAAAAAUAAGCAAGUCCACAUGGAGACUUGGAGGACAGUUUGGUCAAAGCAUUUUUUUUUAUUGGAGUAUAAUGUGUUCAUGUUGCAGGUAUUACCGCACUGUGACAUUUUAAAGACUCAUUGAGUUUCUUGGGCACUCCCAAGGUUGUGGGGGUGGUAAGGAGAAUGUAACUCUACAGAUUGUGAAUAUAUUUAUUUUCAAGUUGCA